This is a messenger RNA of Zootoca vivipara (common lizard), 4379 nucleotides long. RefSeq lists its product as uncharacterized. The record is from RefSeq and is a predicted model, not a curated record. NCBI's taxonomy places the organism in Eukaryota, Metazoa, Chordata, Lepidosauria, Squamata, Lacertidae. Gene Ontology annotation, molecular function: calcium ion binding.
GCUCAGCGGGACCCAGCACCUCAGCCACAACACCGGUCGGCUUUUCAAGUACGGGAACAGGAAAGCUGGAAUUAACUUCUUCUUCCACGACAGCGUCUGUCAUAUCAUCUGCACCCUCCGGCACCAUGGCAUCCUCCAGCUCUGAAGCGGUGCCUCAGCUGACCACCACAGAGCACGUUACUUCAGAAACAUCUCCAGUCGUCUCUCGGACAAAUGUAUUCUCCAGGACAACCCACAUUGCUGACAACAGCUCCGAAGCAGCAGUAGCAACAGAGAGCCCACAUCCCACUCGGUCUGCUGGCCUGGCUUCCAGUGCCUCCGUUACGGCUUCAUCCAGUACUUCUUUGAAAAGCACUCAGACCUCUUCUACAUCCUCUUCACAUAUUAUUAUUAAUGCUUCUCUCACACAAAGUACAGUAGUUUACAGAACCUUGGCCCGAACAUCUCUAAGUGUCUUUUCAGUUACAACCCACAAGCCAGAGGUAUUCUCUUCUGUGAAAACACCCCACCCAGUACCCUCUACCAAAAUGCCUGAAGAAUGCUCUGUGGAUGCUUUCUACAUUCAACUUCAAAAAGUAACAAGCCAAGUGAUACAAUUCCACUGGUUUCUUCAGAGUGUGAGAAGGGAUAGCCCUUAUACUGUGUCUCUCAUGGCAGAUAACACAGUUAUAAAUAAAACAGUCACAGAUGACACCAGGAUGAUAUUUGAAAACCUUUCUCCGGGUGAUUUGUAUACAGUUACUGUGGAGGUGUGGAGUUGCAGUAAGAAUUUCAGUUCCUCUGUGAUGGUUCGGACAGAAGCCACAGCCUAUCGUGGAACAGCCAGGAUUACAAAUAAGAAUUACAUACCUCAGUUCAGCAACACAUCAAGUACUGAGUUUCAGGAGCUUCGAAAAAAUAUCACCGAAGAGAUAAGAAACAACUUGCCGCCUUCGUUGAGAGCAUUAGUAGAUUCUGGGAAAAUGCGUAUAACAAUAACUGAGAUUAGAAACGGCAGUGUGAUUGUGACCUUCAUCAUCGAAAUGGUUCCAGAUAGAAAUGUAACACACAAUGAGGUUGAACGGGCUGUAAUCGAAGCCUUAAACAAAAGCAGGCAUCUGGAUGUAGACCUCACUCGGACUUCCAUAGAAGUAAUCCCUGCCUGUCAGCCGGAAAACAAUGGCUGUUCUGAAUUUGCCUACUGCAUCCCCCAAAGCACAACUUAUUCAUGCGAAUGUAAGCCAGGAUUUUUGGACCUGAGUCCCCAGGUGCCAGGAAGACAAUGCAAAGAUAUAAAUGAAUGCAAGGAAAAUAACACCUGUUCCAAGUUGGCUGUGUGUGAGAACACUAUUGGCAGCUAUAAAUGUCAAUGUUAUCCAGGCAUAAUGGAUCUGAAUACAAGUAAUCCUGGAAUAGAGUGUCAAGACCCCAUCUUGUGUCUGAACACGCCUGAUAUUUGCUUGCAAUCCACUGUGUGUCUUUCCUUACAACAUGACAUCUGUUCAGGCAAACAAUCAUUUGCUUGCAGAAUUUUAUUCAAAAACCAGAUUUUUACACCUGACCUUUAUAAUCCAGGAAGUGAGAUCUAUAAGAAUAUGUCUAACAAAAUCAGAACAACGAUUUCUAAAGGAAUGAUAAUGAAGCUCGGAGACGACAACUUUAAUAUCGAAAUGGUGGGAUACCAAGCUGGAAGUGUGGAUGCAUAUUUUGCAUUUCUCCUGCAUGGACAACAGUGGAUUGGAACAAAAUUUUUUACAGAUUAUUUAACAGAAGUAGUAACAAAAAUGCUUGAUAACGAGACUGCUGUAACUGUCAAAGCAAUUGCCACAUCCCAGCAAGUGGAAGAUCUGAAGCCAACGGAAGACAUUUCAGCCUGGAAAACAGGAGUCAUUGUCCUUGCAGUGCUUUUUAGCAUUGCGUUGAUAUCUAUUGUGCUGAUGGUUGCAGUAUGGCUUUAUAUGAAGAAAAAAACGGGCAAAUAUAUUAUCGAACCUCAAGGACCCAUGGGGAAGUUUGCUUUUCAGAACUUGUGAGUGUCUCAGUUGCCUCCCAACUGUGGCAUAUUUUAACUCUGAAGUUUGCAUUGUUGUUAGAAAACAAACUAACCAGAACAAAAGAUGAAUGCCAGUAGAAUCUGAGUCUGAGUAGAACUUAGAACGGAUGUGACUUAGUGGAAUUCCCCUGUUUGUUCAAGGGAAUAGGGCAAGAUCUGAAGAAACAGAACUCAGCGUUGCAUCAAAGGGACACUUCAUCAGGACUAGAAAUCUCAAUGGGAACUUCAAGAUAAAAGAUAUUGGAUAUUUUCAAGCAUUUCACAUUUUCAGACUCGGUUUACUUUUGCAUUCAACUGAAUCUUCGGGAAAUGGUUUUGGACUCCAGACAGCCCAGAAUGCCUUUCAGAGUCCCCCCCCCCCACACACAGUGAUUGCAUUGAAGAAUUUGCCAUAUACUUUCCUUUCUUCUUUUUAGUUCUGCAAAGCAGGAGCAAUUCUAUUGUGACAUGUUGGUGCAAAACCUUGCCAUUGUAAACCAAACUUUAAGCAUAAAGAAAAGUGCUUUUGAUUCAUAUUCUAUAGGACUAUGCUGUGAUUGCUUCUGUGAAAAAUCUAUGGACCCACACCCCAUAUUUGCUGGAAAAUCAUGUCAUCCUUAUGCUCAGCAGUGGGUUGCAUGCAUACCUUGCAUGUGAAGGUUUUUCCAGACUGUCACUGUUUUCAGGUGGCGUUCAGUCACACACUGGCAAAUUCGAAUUGCACAUUAUAAUUCAUUGGGAUGCCUUGCUCAACAAACUUGCUUCCCCCAAAGACUGGAAAGUGACAGGAAAAUGCACUGUAGGCCAGUAGUCUUCAACUGGCGGGUCAGGAGCCACCAAUGAGGCAUGGCCUGAUCAAAGGUGGGUUGCAAGAGGAGCACUACUGCCAUGCAAAUAUAUGGUAAAAUAUUAAGAAAUAGGUCUGUAGAUGCAUGUUGGGGUUAAAAGUGAAACUUGGGUCUGAAAAGGUUGAAGAUAGCCAACUCAAACAGAUCAGAAUGAAUGCUCAUUAAAUAGCUGGCAUAACCUAGCCUCCCCUACAAUCAGGAUGAAUUCCCUUCUAGGACUGUUGGUAAAUAAUAAUAAUAAUAAUAAUAAUAAUAAUAAUAAUAAUAAUAAUAAUAAUAAUAUAUUAUUAUUUAUACCCCGACCAUCUGGCUGGGUUUCCCCAGCCACUCUUCCAACAGAAAAAUGAAAUAAAAUAAUCUAUUAAACAUUAAAAGCCUCCCUAAACAGAGCUGCCUUCAGAUGUCUUCUAAAAAUCUGGUAGCUGUUUUUCUCUUUGACAUCUGAUGGGAGGGCGUUCCACAGGGCGGGCGCCACUACCGAGAAGGCCCUCUGCCUGGUUCCCUGUAACUUGGCUUCUCGCAAUGAGGGAACCGCCAGAAGGCCCUCGGUGCUGGACCUCAGUGUCUGGGCAGAACGAUGGGGGUAGAGACGCUCCUUCAGGUAUACUGGACCGAGGCUGUCAGUUUGGGCAGGAUUGAUCAGAUGGAAGGGUAUGGCUGGGCUCACCCACUGUGUGUGAGAGAAUGUGCCAACUCAGUUCCCCUACCUGCAAAACAGGGCAGUCAGAGUGGGCAGCUCCAGCUAUCAGCUUGAUGAGUGCUUGCAUGGCUCCAGCCCAGCAGAGGGGCACUAGGAGUGAUGGAUGUGGGCAUUUCCAUCUCAUACGGCAUCCUUUGUCACGCAUGAACCCCAAUCAGGAAUAAAUUGCCAACAUCUCCAUGGAAGCCUGUGCAGCUAAUGGAACUUGAAAAUAGGUAAGCAAUACUCCCGAUCUUCAAAUAAACUUAUUUAUUCCACAAUAAAUGGAAUUAGCACGGGCAAACAGGCAAUAUUAAUAUGCCUGCAUUAUUUUUAGGCAGUGCGCAAGCUGUGAAAGAUACAUUUUUAAUCAUUCGAACUCUUGAACAUGGUUAAAUUAGCUCAGCAAACACAGACUUGAUUAUUGCACACUGCAUAUGAAGAUUAAUAGUAAUUUAUAUGGAGGCUGCUUUUUAAUGGGAUUAGAAAACAGAUUGAAGUAAAAUAAGCAAUGUGCUGCUAUAUAUGCUGCAUCAGACUUGAAUUUUUACAAUAAUAUUUAUUUUGAGCCUACCUGAGACACAUUUCUUUUACAUGUUCCUCAAAAAAAAAAAGUUUAGUAAAUAUAGACUUGCUUGAAACCCGCGUAUUGAACAUGGAGAUUAAAAUAUACGGUAAUGUUAAUAGUAAUGUCAAUGCCUGUUGCUUGUUAGUGUUCUUUGAAACCAGACUGAGAUUAAAUUAAGCAAAAUACCCUAUUUUAUUAUAUACCAGACUUGAAUUUGUAUAGUAAUAUUUAUUUUAAUGCUACUAGAGACGUAUUUCUUUUCAUGAAACUGUG